This is a messenger RNA of Cololabis saira (Pacific saury), 5778 nucleotides long. Its product is annotated as pro-neuregulin-3, membrane-bound isoform. The record is from RefSeq and is a predicted model, not a curated record. Gene Ontology annotation, molecular function: chemorepellent activity. Lineage: Eukaryota; Metazoa; Chordata; Actinopteri; Beloniformes; Belonidae. Gene Ontology annotation, biological process: nervous system development; animal organ development; intracellular signal transduction. The coding region runs from base 1719 to 3857 and encodes 712 amino acids. The transcript has 9 exons.
CCUCUCUCCCUCCCUUCUUAUCCCCCUCUCUUCCCUUGCUCUACCAGUGUGCACUCCGCUCUGUCUGAUUUUUUUUCCCCCUUCUCAUUCGUUCUCUGUCUCUCAGUAGCGGGAGCUCAGGGAGACAGCUGUAUGUGCGUCCGCAUUACAAUUUUCCACAGGUAAAGGCGGCUGCAUCAUCGGAUGCUGCUAACUCCGGGCGCGAGGUUGGGGGAGCCUUCGCCGCAGCGACUGCAGGUCCUCAUCCCGGCACGGGGCGGAAAUUUCUACUCAUCUCCCAAAAAGCAUCUUGGAGGAAAGGACAAGCAGAGGAUCCCAGCAACCAGACCAACAAAUCACGGGCUGACUGGGAAUAGGGCAGGCUUUCGGGCACUGAGGAGAUCAACAACACUCAGAGUACAGACUCAGCAGGAUAUAAAUGAUUUCUUUUUUUAACAUUAUGGUAUCCUGUUUCUAAUUUCCUUUUAUAGCUUGCUUUCUUAUCUUUCUCUUUAUUUUUAUCCUCUCCACUCUUCUCAUCACCCUCCUCCUAUAUUUUAUCCCUAUGUAGCGGAAUGUUUCUUGCAAAACAUGAGAGGAGGCUUUCUGAGCACCAGCUGCAGUGUUAAACAGUACACAGAGACAGCAGAGGGCUGAGCGGGCAGCUCGGGGAAAUCUGAUCCACAUCCGACGGGAGAAGGAGCAGGAUCACUCAUCGCACUUGCAGAUUUAUCCGCCCUGUGAUACUGCGUGACAACACCCCUCAUUCAUUUUUCCCCUCUUCCUCUCUCUGUCCUUAUCUGAAGUCUCCUUUUUUUCACUGGAUCUGGGAAUUCAAUUGGAUUUUUGCCGGCUUCCUUCAAAGCCUCGUGGGAUUAAGAGAACAGAUAAAUGACACAAAGUGGGUUUGGAUCCAAAGAGUGACCAAUAAAGAAAAAAAGAAAAAGAAAACGGGGAGGCUGACAGCAGAUGAUCACAGGAGCGUAAUGAACAGACGCAUACGUCUCUUUGGUCUCACUGUUUCAGUUACGAAACGGACGGAUUUUGGGAUCUGAAGGAAGCUGACUCGGCUAAAGGUGUUGGAACAGGCUGUAUAUUUGGUCCUGCACAGGGUAGGGAAGCAACUAGACCCACCCUGCAAGUUUCACACCCUGAACCCUGUCCCACUGUGGAUUUUACAAGGAGGUGACACGUCCAAGCUGAGAAAUUAUACAUGUGGAUCUUUGCUGCAUUGACAUGCAAGUAUUGAUGCCAUGGAUUUCUCACAUGCACAGAUGUGAAGAUGUCCCUUUGCACCCAUCUCUCUUUAUCCCUCUUUUUUCCCGGUAAAUGAAUCACUUUUUCCGCUUCUCCUUCUUGCGUCCCUUGUCGUGAACAUUUUUGGAGUUUCGGUGAACAGCCUGACAGGACUAAACACAGACUAAUCAGGCGAUUAUCCUUCUACGCCAGCUCUCUAAUAUCUCACUGGGUGUCUCUGAAUGUGAGUGUGUGUGCUCGUACAUUUGUGAUUGUGUGUCUGCAUGUAUCUCCCGCACCCUUGGCCUUCUCUCUAUCCUUGGAAUACAUAUUUGUCUACUUGUUAUUGAGAGUCAGAGUCCUUGGGGUGUUUCUCUGUCCACAUCCUUUCCUCUCCCUUUGUCUUCUUAAUGUGUGGCAUCGUCGGGAACCUUUCUGCCAUGUCCUAUCAAUGCCUAUCACAAGGUUAACCCUCAUCGUGCCAUAAAGAACGGCAGGGAAAGAUGAGUGAGUCUUCUGGGGCAACUGUUUCUGGGGCAGUAAUCCUGGAGGAACCUGAGGCUUCAGGGGCUUCUGGGGGCCGUGGAGAAGGCCAGGAUCAGGGCCGGGGACCACUUCGAUGUGCGCUUUGGCCCCGGCAGCAGACAUGGCUGUGUGUGGUCCCAUUACUUAUUGGUUUUAUUGGCCUUGGACUGAGCCUGAUGCUGCUGAAAUGGAUUGUUGUGGGUACAGUGCGGGAUUAUGUGCCAACAGAUCUGGUGGAUGCUAAUCGAAUAGGCCAAGAUCCAAUCUUUCUCUCCAAGCCAAGUGGGAUUCCCAAAGGCCCUGAUACUACCACUACUACAACUACUCCAACAGUCGAAGGUGGGAACCCCACACCUAGAACUGCAACUGUGGCAAAAGGUAGAACUCGCAUUACUGUUACCACCACUACUAUAGGUCCUAGAGGCGGCGGGGCCUCAGGUAGUCAGGUGACACCUCGGAAUCCCGGAAAUCGCAAUGGACGGGGACCUUCUGGUUUUACUACAACCACUGCAGCAACAAGAACAACCUUCAUAAUCGGAGGGGCAACUUCCAGCUCAUCUCCACCUAAUCCAACGGUUCUCCAUGACUCCACGCAGCUGUGGUCGGCAGAACAUACAACUACUGAGGUGGUCUCCACCACGCUCACCACGCGGGCGCAUAACCACCGCAAAACACCAUCUCCAACUGUCCCUCCACUGCACUCGGAGCAUUUCAAACCCUGCCAUGAGAAGGACUUGGCAUACUGCCUGAAUGGUGGGGAAUGCUUUGUCAUCGAGACGCUCAGUGGCCCUCACAAACACUGCAAGUGUCGAGAAGGCUAUCAAGGAAUCCGCUGUGACCAGUUUCUGCCCAAGACGGACUCCAUACUGUCCGACCCAAACCACUUGGGCAUUGAAUUUAUGGAGAGCAAAGACGUGUACAAGAGACAGGUGCUGUCAAUCACAUCGAUCGCCAUGGCAAUCAGCCUGCUGGGAACGCUGUGCAUGGCCCUGUACUGCCGCAACAAGAGGCGCAGGGAGAAGCUCCAGGUCCACCUGAAGGAGAGCCGCAGCUUGAAAAACUACACCUCUAACUCCCAAAAUGCCCUUGAGGCCAACAUGAGGGUUCCUAACACCAACCUACAAAUGCAUGAGUACUGCAAACGACCCCCCACAUCCCGCCCAGGAAGUAUUUGUGAGUCCACCUUUGACCACUGCAAAAUGACGCCAUCCAGCAGCUCCAGAGGCACAGCAAAACACCACAGAAGCGGAGCUUUGUUACACAGCCUGGAACAGAGAACGCAGGCAGCUCAUUGGUCAGCUCCUCGGAUGACCCCACCUAUACCCAGAGGAAGACUAAACCCGAUUGGGGGGUCCAAGUACUCCGGCCCCGCCUACCAGCACCUUCAGGAGGUGGAGUCGUUGGAGAAGGAGCCAGAAGGUGAAAAAGGUGUCCAGAUAGAGGGAGAGAAUCCGCCGGAUGACUCCAGACCAGAUGCUUUUGUACAUAUGCAAACUCCUGUUUCCAUGGAGACACUGUCGUCAUUGCCUUGGCGUGGCCGCGUGGAGGAGGAGGCGUGUUCAGGCCCCUGCCCUCCACCUGUGGACGCUAAUCCCAUUCCCAGUACGAGCAGCCUGAGGAGACCCGGCCGCCACGAGAGCCGCUCCCCGCCCCCGCCAUUCCGCUCCUGCUCCAUCCCCAUCAUCCCCUCCAUCCAGUGUCACCACAACAGUGAGGUGUCUUGUAUGCAAACCAGUGUUACCCCAGCAACCACAAAGAUGUCAGUCACCUGUGGAGCAGCGGUCUGCAAGGACGAGAGGAGGGAAAAGACGGCACACACCCGGCGGUUUUCCUCCUCCUGCUCGCCGUGUGUGGGCCCGCAGCAGGACGAGGUGGCGCUGCUGCUGAAGGAGGCGCAGGAGCAGCUCAGGGCGCUGGCACUCGCUCACAGGAAGCACGAGGAGGGCGCCGUCAACGGCACCGCGUCCACAGCUACGCAGCCGGAGGCCAGAGAAACUGUUUGCUUCCUGAACCUUAACGGAGGCGGCGGCGGGGCCGUGGCCGGUAGCGGACCCACGCAGACCCAGCUGCUCAGCCCCAGCCUACCGCACAGAGACCUGGGCCAGCUCGCACAAUGAGAGAAACAUCCACCUUUAGUCUGACUCUGUUGGACAGACCCCGGUGAUCCGUACCUGUGGGAUGUGAAGCAAAAUGCAGAAUUAAAAAAAAUAUAUAUAUAUAUCAUGGAAAAUCUCUAUAAAGCGAUAUGCAUACUGUAUGAAUACGAGCAUAGGAACUCUUCUCAAGUGACCACCUUAAAACAGACUGGCAGUACGGGAGAAAAAAUCUACUUGCAUUUAAUUAUGAAACACGACAAACACUUCUACUCAGACGAAAAGAAACCAAAUAAUCUGUCAAAAUCCAUGGUGUUUUUAAUUGUAAAAAGAAUAUAUAAAUAUAUAUAUAUAAAUAUAAAUAUAUAUGGAUAUAAAUAUAUGGAAUUCAAAAAGUGACCAAGUACAAAGAUGAAGAACAGGAAUGAUGUUACUACUUUUUAUUUGUAUUUUCAUUUGACCCCGUUUUGUAUCAACUGGGCCAUAGUUUGGUCUGGAGUGGUAACGGCAGAGCUCCGUGUGUCCCGCCGCACAUCCACGAGCAGCCACGCCACGCGGAGUCUAAACCGGCCUCCGCAGCAACGUCACCCCCCUUUGCCUUUUCAAAACUGUAACACAGCCAAGAAUUACCGUUGAGCCCUCUGCAAUGAUCAACUACAGAGGAUUUAUGACAAAAGAGGAACUUCUCAACCGAUGGGAAGCAGGUGAAGAGGAAGGAGAAGAAGAUCCCCCAGUGGAUUUGUGAGAAGGUUUUUGAAGUCGUGGGGAUGCUGACUCCCCUUUGGUCAGUGUUGAUUUAAUCCUUUGACACAGAUUGCACUUGUGCAUUAUUAUUAUUGGCUGGGGGUUUCCAGGAAUGGACCACAGGACAAACACAGACUGCUGACAGAAUGGCAGGAGCUUAUCUGAUAUUAUUUUGUUUUCCAGUUUCAGUUGUUCUUGAACAGUGCUGCUCUCUGGGAUCGAUGAGGGGUCGACCACGCCGUUUUGGUAUUGAAACAAGAAAUUAAUGUCUGUAUGUUGUAUCCUAAUGUAUGAAUUGGAAGCUUUUGAAUCUCUGUAUGAAGUUGCAGCCAAAAUGUUUUUGGUGUCAAAAAUCUUGGAAAAAAAAAAAGAAAAAAAAAUUGAAAUUCUGGUCAAGCUUUUUCAGAAUAACACUUGUUUUUGGUUGAUUGCUUGAAAGAUGUCGUGACAGCCUGAACCACCAGACCAAGCAUGUAUGCUGGAUAACAUCAACAUAAAAUCUGGUUUUUGCAGAACCUAAAAACAGUACAGUGCCCAUCCGUUGGCCUUUAUACACACACAAACCUCUGGACUAGCUUGCAGAAACCUGGGAUCAGCAUUCACACACUCCUUUACUCUCUUUCUUUAGUUAUUUGCACCCUGUAUCGCUGUUCUGUUUUGUUUUUCUGACAGGAACAGAGAUGCGUUAUGAACAAAUUUCAUGCUAAGUCACUUUAUGGGAAACAGCUCAUUUCAGGUUUGCUUUUCUUUUUCCUUCCAAAUGUUUCAUAAUGUUACAUAUGGGAUGUAAAUGUCCAAAAUGAAGGGGAAUACUGGCCUUGUCACAAGUAAUAACUUUAUAUUGGUUGUAAUAAAAGGUAGACUUGUUUUAAAGCAAAAAAAAAAAGGAUUUAAACUGGAGACUGAUACUGAGAUUUAAUCAUGUGUUUAAUUUACAAAAAAAAAAAAAAUCAAGCAGCUUGUGAAAGUGAAAUGAAACUUUGAACUUCGUAAUACAGAAAUGUAAAACGUUGUUUGACAGUGUUUUCCAUUCCAAGUCACUUAAAGGGAAGUUCAGGGCUCCUCUUCAGAGCUGUGAUCUAAGAGAGAACACAAGAGCAUAACUAACCUCGAAAUAUUUUAUGUUUUACAAUAAGUAGGUCAUUCAUUAAACACUGAACACAGAUUUCCUACAAGCUGAAUGUUGCUCUGCUUAGAAACU